Molecule: messenger RNA, 4129 nt
Organism: Silurus meridionalis
Lineage: Eukaryota; Metazoa; Chordata; Actinopteri; Siluriformes; Siluridae
Gene: col21a1
Product: collagen, type XXI, alpha 1
Exons: 31
Coding region: 323-3262 (979 amino acids)
Source: RefSeq, a predicted model, not a curated record
GAGAGAGAGAGAGAGAGAGAGAGAGAGAGUUGGAAAGUGAAUGGAGAAGGCAGGCACAUUCACUGUAGCAACAUCUGUGACUCUGCAGCUUUGCGAAGCUCCUGCAGUCCAGCACUCUGCAGAAACCAUGGCCUCGGCACACCUAUGAGGAUGUACGAGGAGCUUCAUUGAGCAAAACUUCAACUCUGCACUUACUGACUUUUGAACUGAAAUUUCACUGUCUUCACUGUAAAUGGAUUCCGUGUGUGAUUGGCAGAGAAGUAGAAAUAUCCAGUUCUGAGAAAAAGCAAGUAGGAGGAGAUUUGAUGACUGGCUCAUACAAAUGGUGGUACAAACUGAGGCUUGGUGCUUCAGGAUCACUGGUCGCAAAAUGAGAUCCAUGCAUUUUGUCUUUUGGUGUGUGUACGUCAUGUUUCUUCACUUAUUUUGCACAGCCCAAAAUGAAGACAUGAGAUUAAGUUGCAGAACUGCUCCAAGUGACUUAGUAUUCAUCCUUGAUGGCUCCUGGAGUGUGGAUGACACAAAUUUCGAGAUCGUUAAACGGUGGCUGAUGAACAUCACGACAAGCUUUAACAUUGGCCAGAAGUUCACUCAAAUUGGUGUGGUUCAAUACAGUGAUGAACCUGAUUUACACAUACCGCUGGGAAAACAUCACUCAACCAAAGACCUAAUCAAAGCCAUGGAGUCCAUAGAAUACAUGGGGGGCAACACUAACACUGGAAAAGCUAUCAAGUUUGCCAAUGAGAAGCUGUUUGCACUAUCGGAGCGUGGUCCAAACGGGGCUUCAAAAAUCGCCGUGGUUCUGACGGACGGGAAGUCGCAGGAUUCCGUGAAGGAAGCCGCAGAGGCGGCACGGAAAAAAGGGAUAAUACUCUUUGCUAUUGGUGUUGGGGCUGAAACAGAGGAGGCGGAGCUAAAAACAAUCGCCAACAAGCCGUCCUCCACCUAUGUUUUUUAUGUCGAAGACUAUAAAGCCAUCUCCAAGAUUCGUGAAGUAAUUCGACAGAAGUUGUGUGAAGAAACUGUCUGCCCAAACAAAAUACCAAUUGACUCUCGGGAUGAGAAGGGAUUUGAUAUUCUUUUUCACCUGAAAUUGGCCAAAAAGGCUAAAAAAACACAAGGAUCCUUUUAUGGAAUGAAAGCCUACCAAGUGACGCCCAGAGAUGAUUUAACGGAAAAUACCAGGGCUUUGUUUCCCGAUGGACUUCCACCAUCGUACGUGUUUGUGGCCACGCUUAAAUACAAAGGCUCCGUCCUAACGGAGGACUGGGAUCUCUGGAGGAUACAGACCACAGAUGGAGAGCCUCAGAUGGCAGUAACUUUAAAUGGCUUGAAGAGGACGGUGACAUUCACUACUACGAGUACGACACAAGGCGGAACACAGAUGGUGGUCUUCACCAAAUCACCAGCAAAAAAACUUUUCGAUGAGAGAUGGCAUCAGCUUCGUCUUCUGGUGACAGAGGAAGACGUAACGCUUUAUGUUGACGACUUGGAAAUCGAAAGCUUAACGCUGGAACCUCCUGCUGGCAUUUUUAUCAAUGGAAAAACACAAGUUGGGAAAUAUGUCCGAAAAGAAACAACAGUUCCUUUUGAAAUCCAGAAACUACGAAUCUACUGUGAUCCAGAGCAGAAUAACCGGGAAACUGCUUGUGAAAUACCUGGAGUUGAUGGAGAGUGUGCCAGUGGACCAGCUGAUAUCGAUCCAACCCCAGAGCCAUGCGUCUGUCCACCUGGGGCGCCUGGUACUGCAGGCCAAAAGGGGGAAUCAGGAAGACCUGGGGAUCCCGGCAAACCUGGUCCUGCUGGUGCUGAUGGUAAGCCUGGUGCACCCGGGCCGAGAGGAAACACUGGUCUUCAAGGUCCUCCUGGCAUGGCAGGGCUUCGUGGAGCAGAUGGAUACAAGGGGAAUAAAGGAAGUCUUGGGGAACCUGGUGAACGAGGAGUCCCGGGGUUACCUGGACCUACGGGUCAACCGGGUGAAAAGGGAGCAUCCGGUUCUCAAGGUGUGCAGGGGACGCCAGGAAAAGAUGGGCAACAGGGUGAAAAAGGAAACAGCGGAUCUGCUGGUCCACCUGGUUAUCCAGGGCAACCUGGGACAAAUGGACGAGAUGGGAAAGAUGGAAUUCCAGGAAGGAUUGGGCAAAAGGGUGAUCCUGGUACUCCUGGAAUUCCUGGCCAAGAUGGGACACAAGGACAUCCUGGACUACCAGGAAUGCCUGGAGGUGAAGGCCAAAGGGGAUUAAAGGGUGAGACUGGAUUACCAGGACCAAAGGGAGCAAAAGGCACCCCAGGAGACAAUGGUGAGAUGGGUUUGCCUGGAAUACCUGGUCCAUCUGGAUUACCUGGACCUAAGGGUAGUAAAGGAGACACUGGUAUGCAGGGUCAACCAGGGCUACCUGGGCAACAGGGUCAAUCUGGUGAACCUGGCAACCCAGGACAGACAGGACAUCCUGGAAUGCCUGGUAUAGAAGGAUCUAAGGGUGAAAUCGGAGCUCCAGGUGAAAGAGGGCAAGCGGGAUUGAAAGGUGACAAAGGAGAUCUGGGAAAACCUGGUCCUAACGGUUUAACUGGGCUGACAGGACAAAAAGGAGAGAAAGGGACAACAGGAGAGUCUGGACAGAGGGGACAGAUAGGUCACCAGGGACAACCGGGUCUGCCAGGUCAACCAGGUCCUCCUGGGCCCAUCGGGCAGAUGGGGGUCAUUGGGCAAACUGGGCCACCUGGACCUGAAGGACGACCUGGAAGAGAGUUGUCUGAGCAACGCAUUCAGCAGAUCUGCAGAGAAGUCCUUCGAUCAGAGAUUCCCUCACUUCUUCUUAGUACCCAACACAGUCAGCAGAGAAGUUGCGAACACUGCCACUCAAGGCCAGGACAUCCUGGACCAGCAGGACCAAGAGGUCCACAGGGUUCCAGAGGUUUUCCAGGAGCACCAGGAUCAAAUGGAAUGCAGGGACACAGAGGUUUACCUGGACGGCCUGGAAUUCCAGGCAUGAAAGGUGAUCCGGGAGAAAAGGGCGAAAAAGGAAAUCAAGGACGAUCCGGAAUUGGAGAUCCAGGUCAACCGGGACUUCAAGGUCCGAUGGGUCCCCCAGGUGUCAGCAAUCCUGGUCACCCAGGUGCCCCCGGGAUGCCUGGACGGGACGGGGAAGAGGGGAAGAAGGGAUAUCCGGGACAACCUGGGCCGCCAGGUGUGUGUCAUCCGUCUAUGUGUUACGGUGCAGUUUUAAGAAGGGACCCUUUUUUUAAGGGGCCAAAUUAUUGAAACAGAACCGGAGGAACCGGGCCAGUCUGGAUUUGGUGCUCAGAGAAUGAGAGAAAAAGUUAACAGACAACCUUUUUACGAUCUCAGGACAAUCAUAUUUUGAAGGGUGUCUCUAAGGCAUGGAGACAGGAAGUACCUCUAAUAGUGUAAAUAGUGAAAUGCAUCUCUGUGUGUAUGGAUCAAGGCACGAUUUCACAACAUCACCAACUGUCCUCAUUCCCUUUCUCUCAUAAACCUUAACGGAUGCAGAACCAGAAGUUUCUUUAAUAUACAUCAGACAAACGGUAGCAUCAAGUGAACACAUAGCGCUACUCAUUUCCUGACUCUCUAGCACCCUCCAGAGGAUGUCUCUAGCUUUUCAUCCAUCCCAUAGGAUUUUUUUUAGUUUGUUUUGUUUUUUCUUUAUUUAAUGUUCUUGAUAUUUGAGUAGUUAACCUACAUUCUGUACAUUAUCAGACUUCUGAGGUCAUUUUUUUUUUUAUUCUAUAGUUUAAAUAUGAACCAUAAGCCUGCAUGCUGAAAAUUUACUUUCUGCUAACUGCUAAUAUGUUGAAUGAUCCUUCAUUGCUUGCCUCGAUCAUCGGAGAUCAAUUAUAGCCCAAGAGCAUAUUAUUAUUAUUAUUAUUAUUAUUAUUAUUAUUAUUGAUUACAAAUGUGAGCCCUGUAUAAAGCAGUUGUGAUGUUCUUAGGCACCGUUUCUGAUUUUCUUUCUCUUUUUAACAUCUAAAACACUUCAAGUGACUGUUUUCAAUGUCUUAAAAAGGAAAAAAGAAAAAAGAAGGAUAACUUCAUUGUCAAAUGUUCUUGCUUUGUUGUGUGUUUUAGUGAUUCUCAAUUUCUUGUUGAUAAUAAGAAUAAAAACUCCCU